GGGCCAGCAAUGUGAAAAACAAGACAUAAAUAUGCUAAAGAAGGAGAUUUUGGAAGGAGUAGAUUCAAAGAUAGCAACAUUGACUUCGCUAAUGAAGAGGCAAAAUAGGAAUUUGAAGGACAAAAUAAAAGAAAUAACGGAUGAGUGUACUAAAUCACAGAACCAAAUUCAAAGAGAAUUAAACGCUAAUUUAGAAGAAUACAGUAAACUUAUCAAGUCGGGGGACUUUGUGGCAGCCUCUAACUAUUGGUCCAAGGAUGGCACAAUGGUCCUUGCUAACAAAUUCCAGUUAAAUGGAAGACAGCAAAUCGAGGAUCACCUAAAGAGCCUUGUGAAUAGAGGUCACCACCUGUUUGUAACCCCAGGACGAUUCGAAGGCAACUGCCGCUAUCAAGUUAUGCUUGGUGAUAUUGACUAUUAUAUUGAUAACAAAGAUGGAACUUCAUCUCUCUUUAUAAACGGCAGGAUGAUGGCGUAUUUUACAUACAACAGUUCUAGAAACAAGUGGCUUAUCGUUUUUUCAAUGGACACGUUUGAUAUUCCACGACCAAUUUACGAAGGAGUGACUUUGCAAUUUGAAAUAACCACACUUUGGGACAGUAAGUCAAUUGAUCAUCCCCCAGUAACGUUACAACUGCAACGGCGUGGAAACUUCAUAUGGCUUAUGAUCGACGCUCCAUUCUUCAAUGACACUCCUAGCCCCGGUGGUGCCCCUGGUGAACCAUUUCCCAAGCUAUGGCAAUACGAAGUUGUGGAGGCAUUUUUCUUGGGAGGAGGUGGAAGUGGUGAACCUCUUUAUUUAGAGGUGGAGUUCUCGCCACAUGGCCAACACCUCAUUCUAUUGAUGAAGGGGGUUCGUAAGGCAUUAAAGCACAGUCUCCCAGUUGACUACACAUCCAAGAUAAAUGGUUCCACAUGGACUGGUCUUGCAAGGAUACCCUUGAACUAUUUCCCACCGAAUGUUACAAUGUUCAAUGCAUAUGCUAUCCAUGGAUCAGGGAACCAAAGAAUGUAUGAAGCGUUGUAUCCUACGGAGGAAGGGAAAUACACUGGUCCUGAUUUUCACAGAUUAGACUACUUCCAACCAAUAGACUUUGCCAAGCUUGCCCCGGAGAACACAAAUGCUGAACUCUCUAAUCUGUGGACAGAAUAA
This is a messenger RNA of Owenia fusiformis, 1153 nucleotides long. The record is from the annotation of a GenBank genome assembly. NCBI's taxonomy places the organism in Eukaryota, Metazoa, Annelida, Polychaeta, Sabellida, Oweniidae.